UAGCUUAAAAUAUGCAUGAGUUUAAUAACCCAGCUGUUUAGAUAAGAGUGCUGUGUGUACUUUUUAAAUUAACUUCAAUAUUAUUUUCAUAAUUAAGAGUUUCUGCUUUUACUCUGCAAAAUGCUGUUUGAAUUUUUAUGCAUUUUAUUUGGAAUUGCAACAUUUUACACACUUAUGAAGAAAGAAAAGCUUAGAGGGGAGAUUAUUAACGGUCCAAAAGGGCUGCCAAUUCUAGGAAACAUUCUUGAAAUCAACAAUGAAACAAUUCACUUUAAGUUUAUGGAAUACGCUUUGCAAUUUGGAGAAAUCUUUCGAUUUAAAAUGCUGACGGACAAUGUUAUCGUUUUAAACAGUGAGAACAUUAUUCGUAAAGCAUUUGGUGGCGAAAAAUAUAAGCGAUAUUUCGGUGAUCGAAGAGCAAUGUUCUACGGCGAGCACUUUCGCUGUCACAAUCAGUCGCUGGCUUUUGCAGCUAGUGGUUCCGACCUGUUCUAUCGGACGACGAGGAAAAGCUACGUGCAAGCCCUCCAUUCGAGCGGAAUGCAAGAAUCGAAAAAUAAUGUUAUGGUUGAAAUGAUAAACCUGGUUAAAAGGAUAGAAGAAAAGUCAGAAAGAGAGUUCGAGUGUGUGUCAAUGCUUCAGUGGUCCCUGUCUAAUGUGAUGUCUCUGGAUUUGUGUGGAAAGACACUUGACGAUAAUGAUCCAGAUAGCAAUUUGUUUUGGGACCACGUUCGGGGAAAUGAUUUCUUUUUAAACGCCUAUGUUAAUUUUAUCAUGGCAACAUUGCCAUUCCUCCGUUACCUACCUGGAAAAUAUGGCGACAUGUUUCGCAAAGGAAAGAAGGCAAACGCAAAAAUUGCUAAGAGAUAUUUCUACGAUAUGAAGAAAACGUAUGUCUAUGGCCAAAAGCGAGGGAUCGUAGAUUAUUUCUUGGAAGAACAAGAAAAUCAAAUGCACUUGAACACUGAAUUUUUCUUUACUGACGACAGAAUAAUUGCUCAGCUGGUAGAGACAAUAGAUGCCGGUAUGGCAACAACGUGGUCGGCCCUCGCUAAUACAAUGCUGGUUUUGUUGAACUACCCUCAGUAUCAAACAGCAAUCCAAGAUGAACUGGAUAUGGUGAUUGGUCGUGACAGGUUACCAACUUUUGCGGACAGGGAAAACUGUAAUUUUUUCCUAGCGUUUGAAAUGGAAGUCCAUCGGUAUGCGACUGUGGCUCCGCUUACCUUACCUCGCCUUUGUCGCGAACACAUUGAAUUUGAGGGGUAUGACAUUCCAGCAGAUAGUACA
Molecule: messenger RNA, 1290 nt
Organism: Mercenaria mercenaria
Lineage: Eukaryota; Metazoa; Mollusca; Bivalvia; Venerida; Veneridae
Product: cytochrome P450 2C70-like
Exons: 4
Molecular function (GO): monooxygenase activity; iron ion binding; oxidoreductase activity, acting on paired donors, with incorporation or reduction of molecular oxygen
Source: RefSeq, a predicted model, not a curated record